Fusarium subglutinans is the source of this 1770-nucleotide messenger RNA. RefSeq lists its product as uncharacterized. The transcript has 2 exons. The record is from RefSeq and is a predicted model, not a curated record. NCBI's taxonomy places the organism in Eukaryota, Fungi, Ascomycota, Sordariomycetes, Hypocreales, Nectriaceae. The coding region runs from base 1 to 1770 and encodes 589 amino acids.
AUGUCCCAUGAGAAACCAGCGGACGGUCGUCGUCAUCAGCAGCAUCAACAGCAGUCAUCCACAGGCCUGGAGACUAUGGCUGCACUUACAGACCAGGUUUCACGUAUGAAAGUCCAAUCAGAGCAUUCGACAACUGUCUCUCCUGUAACGUACGAUGCCGUCCCAGCAGGCUCACCACCCUGCCCACAGGCCCGACGAAUCGGUUACCCGGUGAUAUGGGUUCAUCUCAAGGAUACACCAGGCUACUUCAUCUGUGAGGCUUGCUAUAACAAUCAUAUUGCGUCCUCAUCAUUAAGAAGCCACUUCGAAGCGGUAGAAAUGACGGGCGACCCACCGGUGUCUUGCAGCUUCUGGUUGCCGCGAAUAAAGAAUGCCCUCUGGCCAGAGGCAUUGCAAACAAACAACAUAGAGAAGCUGUGCGAGUUCUUGAGCAGGCUCGUCGACGUGAGACCCUGCAACGCUGGCGCUGAGGUUGAACAUAGUGUUCAGGCGAUCGUAUAUCGCAUGUCUGACAACGAUAUUGAAGGCUUCAUCGCUUGUGAAUCAUGCUACGAGCUGCUCGCUAAGCUCAAUGACUGGGGUGCAUUUGCGGUGGGAGCCUAUGAGCGUCUAAUACAACAAGAGUGUACAGGGACGGCUGUUCAGGCAGACAGUCGAGAGUGGCUUGCACUCUCUCCUGGCGUGGCGGAUUUGUUCGCCACUUGCAAGACUUGCUACAUGGACUUCUUGGUCAACGAGGCUUUUGCCAAUGAAUACAUAUCCUCGGUACCACCACCAGGCUCGUACCAUCGAUGGUCUUGCGCUCUUGGUCAAUUAUCAGUUAAAUGGGCGCUGGAAGCUGCCAUCUCACAGCAAAACCAUGCUGUCUUUGUCGAAGCCGUCAGAACCAUCAGCGGUCUCCAGGCUUGCACGUCGGCAGGCAUCACAGAUGGACGUUGGUUCACAUUGGUCAGCGACUGUCCCAAAUUCUCAAUAUGUCAAGGUUGUUAUGCAGGCGCCAUCAAGAGCAGAGGCCUAGAUCAUUACUUUGCCGAGAUUUCCUUGCACCCUGAGGAGCUUCAGACUCCGAUGUUAUGUAGUUUCUGCCCGUCGGCGCCGCGAUAUGAACGGCUGUGUCAGAAGCUCUUCGAGGCCUACGACACGGGGAACUUCAAUGCAUUUUCCGACUUUGCGGUAAAGUUCUGUCGAGUCCCUCUUUGUCCACGCAUCGGCGCUUUGCAAGACGCCAAGUGGUGGGGUUACGAGGGUUUACUCUUUUGCGAAGAGUGCUAUUACGACUUCGUAUCUGCGACGACCCUGGGUAAUGACUUAACUAUAAAGGGAGUUGUGUAUAAAGAAUAUCAGAUGUGUCAAAUCUGGUCGCCACGGAUGCGUGGAAUAUGGAAAGAAGUCUGUGAAGCCGGGCCGCCUAGAUCUGCAGAGUCAGAUAGCGCGCUAGAAGAGUUCAAGACAUUUGCGGCUGAGAGAAUAAGCAUCUAUGACCAGACGAUACGGCAGAUUGAGUUUUUGAAACAGAUGCAGCAAAUCAAGAAUCGGGAGGCAGCAUUUCAGGGAGUUUUGAGUGUACAGGAUCAGGGGAUAUCAGCAAUCGCGUCGUGGGGGUCCCGCGAUCCUUAUAAAUAUGGGAAUAACUCCAUAGGAUGGUGGGACAAUAGGUUUGGCGCUGAGGCAAGUAGGCGGCUUGAGGCUAUGAGCAGUGGGUUCCGAGAGGCAAAUAACAUGUCACGGGAGAUGAUAGGGUUGAGAGAUAUUUGGGAAACUGUGGAGUAA